Messenger RNA from Andrographis paniculata, 1105 nucleotides. RefSeq names its product probable 6-phosphogluconolactonase 2. Bases 216 to 1031 code for a protein of 271 amino acids. The record is from RefSeq and is a predicted model, not a curated record. The transcript has 4 exons. Gene Ontology annotation, molecular function: 6-phosphogluconolactonase activity. Gene Ontology annotation, biological process: pentose-phosphate shunt; carbohydrate metabolic process. Lineage: Eukaryota; Viridiplantae; Streptophyta; Magnoliopsida; Lamiales; Acanthaceae.
CAAUGUUUUCACUAAUUCAAUGUAUCUGUGCUGUGCUCUUAAUAUUGUCUUUACUGUACAUUGGCAACUAAUAUACAUAUACAUAUAUAUAUCUGUGUUUGUGUAUACUUGUUAUUGUAUGCAGAAAAUGAUGAUAAAAUUAAUAACCAGGUGGUAGUAAUUGGUAGUUGAGGCCAAAUCUUGUGUUCUUCUGACUGAAUUAAUCCCACUGUGAAAUGUCUCUUUCUUACAACAACAAACAAGGAAGAGAGGUGAGAAUCCAUGAAAGCUUAGAUGAGCUGAGCAGUGGUCUGGCAGAAUACAUGGCUGAAUUAUCUGAAGCUUCUAUAAAGGAAAGGGGAGCUUUCACCGUCGCCUUACCCUGCGGUUCUCUCGUUCCCUUCCUAAGAUUUUCUGUAAUCAGGAAGCUCUGUGAUUCUCCUUACAACAAAACUGUUGAUUGGAACAAAUGGCAUGUCUUUUGGACAGACGAGCGCGUCGUCGCAAAAAACCAUUCGGACAGCAACUACAAGGUAGCCAAGGAUGGCCUUCUGUCCAAGGUGCCGAUUGCUCGUGGCCACGUGCAUUCCAUCAACGACGCAGUGGCUGCAGACCGUGCUGCUGAGGAGUACGAGUUUGUCAUAAGGCAGCUCGUCAAGAAGCGCGUUGUCAGCGCUUCCGAAACCAAUGACUGCCCGAGAUUCGAUCUGAUCAUCCUAGGAUUGGGUCCGGACGGCCAUGUUGCGUCGCUGUUUCCUAACCACUCUGUGCUUGACGAGGAAGAGCAUUGGGUGACUUUCAUCACCGAUUCGCCGAAACCACCGCCGGAGAGGAUCACGUUCACGCUGCCCGUGAUCAACUCUGCGGCCAACGUCGCUGUGAUCAUCUCUGGCAGCAGCAGAGCUGAGGCUGCCCGGCUGGUGAUCGAUGAAACUGCUCCCGACUGUCCAGAAUUGCCUGCAAGAAUGGUACAACCUAUUAAUGGCGAGCUUGUCUGGUUUGUAGACACAGCAGCUGCAUCAGAACUCGAAUUUGCUAAAUUUCACAUAUAAAGCAAGCCUAUGUACAUAUGAUGUCUGUCGAUUGGUCGAAACACCUUAAAAACAACAGAGCAAAGUUAUAACAC